Messenger RNA from Zasmidium cellare ATCC 36951, 1416 nucleotides. RefSeq lists its product as uncharacterized. The transcript has a single exon. The record is from RefSeq and is a predicted model, not a curated record. Lineage: Eukaryota; Fungi; Ascomycota; Dothideomycetes; Mycosphaerellales; Mycosphaerellaceae. The coding region runs from base 1 to 1416 and encodes 471 amino acids.
AUGAGUCCGCAGGAGGUGCGAAUGAGUGCUCCGCAGUUAAACAAUGGCAUCAGAGCCCGAGCCACUCCUCUCGUCCUUGGAAAACUCGAGCAGCUCUCCUCCUCAAGCGACCUGAUGCCAUCGAACAAUUUUUUCCAGGGGACGGCCCCUUCGCUUCAAGCCCAAUGGUCCAACCCCAGCGACAUCUUCACAAUCCUCAUGAUCAUUGGAGGCGACACGGUGCAUGCAGCUCUCGCACAAGUGUGCGCAGGUCCAAUCCCCAAUCUGGCGCCGGCAUCUUUCUCUUUCGGCUGUGUCUCCUAUGCAGUAUCUGCCAUGCGUUCUGCAGUCGGUCACCACCGUCUGAUGCCCGCACCUGAUUUCGCCUGCAAGAUUAUCAACUUGAAUACCGGCUAUGCGCGUACCAAUCAUUCAUGGAUCCUUUCCCGUUUGCUUCGCGACUUCGAGUACUGGUGUGGCGAUGCGUGCAAGGAGUCGAAACGGGAGAAGAUCCAUGAGAUGAAGCGAAAAGGCAAGGGUGACCAGAGGCCAUUACGCAUCAGCUUCUGGUCCUGUAUGAACGAGUCACACAUCUUGGAAGGCCGCGGUGAUCGGGCUUACUGGAUUGGCAUCCUCGUUAGCUUGGUCCAGAUCGGAAUCUCCACCAUUCCCUGGGCUUUAUGGAACGAAUGGAGCAUCUGCCUUUUUACGAUUGCCGGCACCGUGCUGGCAUAUUGCAAUGGACUGUCCUCGCAAUGGUCUGAGGAAAAAAGUGGCAAUCGGGCGCUUAGCCAUCGACAGCGAUUUUGCUUGACAGUCGGCAAUGGAGUCGAUGAGGCCAUUGUAAUCGAAUGCGAGAAAGGCUCGGUCAACUUAGAGGCCUUGGCUGGUCCUCAAGUCGUUGUCAGCCACCCGCUUUGGACUAGGACUUGGACGUUCAUCCUUGCCUUCUUAUGGAUUGUCUUUUUGGUUUCAGUCGCAGGCUGGCAGCAGCAUACGUGGUUCCUGAUCGGAGUUGGAAUAAGCGGGAUGAUACACAACACUCUUGUCUCCGGGAUGCCAAGGACGCCAUCAGCAUGGGGGCUUCAACUUGAGCUACGUGAGGUCUUCAUUGCAGACAAGACGAUGGAGACUUUGGUGAGCUUGGAGGAAUACAGUCCAGGCGCUGGGCGUGUGAUGCUGGCCGAAUUCUUCCCUGGUGAUCUCUGGCCUCGCGAGGAGCGAUUCUGGAAGUACGCACGACGUCGCGAGAUGGCACGUAAAAGAGACCGACAUGACCCUGAACCAUGGGCUAUGCCACCCUUGCGUCGGCCAGACGGGCGUUCAAAUGACGAUGACAUACCAGAGGUCGGGCCAUACCGAGCGGCAGAGAAGGUUCGCCCUCAGCUUGAUUCAGCGCAGAGUACUUAUCGGCCUUUGCAAAGGGACAUGGCUUGA